Messenger RNA from Diorhabda sublineata, 1998 nucleotides. Its product is annotated as glucosidase 2 subunit beta-like. The coding region runs from base 69 to 1643 and encodes 524 amino acids. Gene Ontology annotation, cellular component: glucosidase II complex. The record is from RefSeq and is a predicted model, not a curated record. Gene Ontology annotation, biological process: N-glycan processing. The transcript has 4 exons. NCBI's taxonomy places the organism in Eukaryota, Metazoa, Arthropoda, Insecta, Coleoptera, Chrysomelidae.
CUCACUUGAAUUUGACAUUUUACGGCAUGCGUGAUUGGUGUCGGCGAAAAGAAUUAUCGUUUUAAAAAAUGAAUGGUAAUUUUUGUAUGAAAACCGCAAGUGUUCAUUUUUUAAUUUUGUUAACAUUUUUCGUAAGGGAGAUAUUUUCAUCGGAAGUUCCUAGACCAAGGGGAGUGUCACUUUCUCGUGCCUCUUUAUAUCCGCCAGAUACAGACUUCAUUUGCUUUGAUGGAAGUAAAACUAUUCCGUUUAUAAGAAUAAAUGACGAUUAUUGCGACUGUUUAGAUGCUAGCGAUGAACCGGGGACAUCUGCUUGUCCGAACGGAUUAUUCCACUGUACAAAUGCUGGUCAUAGGCCCUUAAAUAUACCUUCAAAUAGGGUUAAUGAUGGAAUUUGUGAUUGCUGUGAUGGUACUGAUGAAUAUGCGACCGAAACUUCGUGCCAGAAUAAUUGUAUCGAAUUAGGAAGAAGUGCAAGGGAAGCUGCUCAAAAAAAGGCUGACUUAAUCAAAGCAGGAAAACAGAUAAGGGCCGAAAUGGGACAAAAAGGUGUUCAAUUGAAACAAGAAAAACAAAUGAAACUCGCAGAUCUUAAAAAGAACAGAGACGAGGCGGAAAAAUUAAAAUUAGAAAAGGAAGCUUUAAAAAAAGAAAUUGAAAGUUUGGAAGAUAAAGCUUUGGAGUACUAUAGGAAACUUGAAGAUGAAGCUAAAAUUAUGAAAAAAGAAGAGGAAUCUGCCUCUCAGAGAGCUGAAGCCAUAGAAACUUUCAAUAAGUUUGAUUCAAAUCAAGAUGGAUGGCUAGAAAUUUCUGAAGUAAAAGUUAGCACAUCAUUUGAUCGAGAUGGUAAUGGUGAAGUGUCUGAUGAAGAAGCAAAAUUUUACCUAAAUUUUCAAGAAUCUGUAGAUUUAGAUACAUUUGUCAAAACAUGUUGGAAAACUCUCAGGCCAGUUAUCUUCAGAGAAGGUGCUGAAAAAACUCCAGAGAAAAAAGAUGAUGAAAAUUUAGAAGAAGAAGAUGAAAUGCAAGAUGAUCAAGAACUCGAAGAAGAAAGUGAAGAUCAUGAUUAUGAAGAUGAAGAACAAGAAUCACAAGAACCAGAACAAGCAACUGAGGCACCACCAACCAUCAAAUAUGAUGAUGAAACCCAACAGCUUGUAGAAAGAGCAACAGCUGCCAGAAAUGAAUAUGAAGAAGCUAGGAAAUUAGUAAAUGAUAUAGACAGGGAAAUUAAAAAGAUUGAAGAAUACCUUGGAAAAGAUUUUGGAACAGAUGAGGAGUUUGCUGCUUUAGAAGGACAAUGUUUUGAUUAUGAAGAUCACGAGUACAUUUAUAAACUUUGUCUGUUUGACAAAACUACUCAGCAGCCCAAGUCAGGAGGCUCUAAUGUUAGAUUAGGUUUCUGGGGACAUUGGUCGGGUCCUGAACAUAAUAAAUAUGAACAAAUGACUUUUGAAAGUGGUCAAAGUUGUUGGAACGGACCUAAGAGGACCACAGUAGUUAGAGUUACCUGUGGAAGUGACAACCAAGUUCUUAGUGUAUCUGAACCUAAUAGGUGUGAAUACUUUUUUGAGUUUGUUACACCUGCAGCUUGUCAGGAGGCUCCUGUUGUAGAAAAUGAAGAUUUACAUGAUGAGUUGUGAGGAAAAAUUAAAUAUUUUGUAUAAAGAUUUGAAAUAUGUUACUGGAAUUUCACCAUUCCUGAUAUUUCAUUGUGAUUAUGUAGGUAAAGGUAAAGUGAAAUCGUUUUUUUUGUGUCUGUAAUAAUUUUAUUUCAGCUACCACUCAUUUUUCAUUGAAAUGUUAAAUUUGUACUACAGAUUAAGGUACCCAAUUAAUUUAUUAUUGUACAAAAGAUUUGAGACCUAAAUGUAAAAUUUUUGUCCAAAGUUUAUAAGACUUUUAUAUAUAAUAAUGCAUGUUAACAGCAUACUAGUUGAAUUUUUGUUAUAAAGUGUAAAUUACCAUUGAAUAAAAUAUAUUUAUAAAUAUAUUGAC